Olea europaea var. sylvestris is the source of this 1288-nucleotide messenger RNA. RefSeq names its product beta-glucosidase-like. The transcript has 10 exons. Gene Ontology annotation, molecular function: beta-glucosidase activity. The coding region runs from base 50 to 1273 and encodes 407 amino acids. The record is from RefSeq and is a predicted model, not a curated record. Gene Ontology annotation, biological process: carbohydrate metabolic process. NCBI's taxonomy places the organism in Eukaryota, Viridiplantae, Streptophyta, Magnoliopsida, Lamiales, Oleaceae.
UUCAAGUUUUAAACUACUUCAAAUUAAGUUCUCAUUACUUUCUGUAGCAAUGGAUUACCAAAACAGUCAUAUGACCAUCGGUGGCGCAAAUGCACUGACACUUUUAGAUUAUCCCGGCAGUGGUCAGGCCGGAAGAUACAGCCAGGCCAAGAUCCAGCGCUCUGAUUUCCCCAAGGAUUUUGUCUUUGGUUCUGCAACAUCUGCUUAUCAGGUUGAAGGUGCUUGGGCCACAGGCGGUAAAGGCAAAAGCAACUGGGAUAUCUUCACACUGAAAACGCCUGGUAAAAUCGAAGGUGGCACUAAUGGGUGUGUUGCUAUCGAUCAGUAUAAUAUGUGGAAGGAUGAUGUGGCUUUAUUAAAGAAAUUGGGCUUAGAUUCUUAUAGAUUUUCAAUUGCAUGGACCAGAGUACUUCCAGGGGGAAGAUUGUCUGCUGGCAUAAACAAGGAAGGAAUUAAAUAUUAUAAUGACCUUAUAGACUCACUCCUUGUUGAAGGCAUUGAGCCUUGUGUGACUAUCUUCCACUGGGAUGUUCCCCAAUGUUUGGAAGAUGAGUAUGGUGGUUUCUUAAGCCCGCGAAUUGUGAAAGAUUUUUCCGAGUUUGCGGAGCUUUGCUUUUGGGAAUUUGGUGAUCGGGUAAAAUAUUGGAUCACACAGAAUGAACCAUGGUCCUUUACUCUUCAAGGAUAUGCGUUGGGUACUUUUCCACCUGGUCGAGGCCCAACUCAAGCAGAGCAUGUAAAGACUAUCCGUCGUCAUAGGUGUAAACCUGGGGCUUUAACCCAUUGCUCCAAUGGGAAUCCGGGCACUGAACCAUAUAUUGUGGCACACCAUUUGAUCCUUUCUCAUGCAGCAGCAGUUGAUAUUUACAAGCAGAAAUAUCAGGUGUAUCAAGGAGGCAAGAUAGGAGUAACAAAUGUUGCUGAGUGGUUUGAGCCACUCACUGAGACCCCAGAAGAUAUAGAGGCUGCUUCAAGGGGCCUCGAUUUUAUGUUGGGAUGGUUCGUAGCACCAAUAGUAACUGGUGAUUACCCACCGGUUAUGAGAAAACGAGUUGGAGAUCGUCUUCCCACAUUUACACCAGAACAAGUAAAGUUGGUGAAAGGAUCAUAUGAUUUUUUAGGCAUAAAUUAUUACACUAGUACUUAUGCUAGCAAACCUAGCAAACCUGGUACGCACAUAAGUUACGAAAAUGAUAGGGAUGUCACAGAAUCACAUGAACGUGAGGGGAUACCUAUUGGUCCAAAGGUACGCCUUUUAACUUGGACUUUUUAGAAUGAAAAUGGAAAA